AAAUUGCGCGGCAAGGCCAAGUUUUCAGGUCAAGCGCGGCUGUACUUUUUUCUCGUUUUAAUCGGAACUUACGAUAAGGAGAUUGCAUCGACCGCGUUUCAAGUUACCGUCACGGCUGAGAGUGGACUUUACUAUAAACGAUUAAACUAACUUCCUCGCUUGUGCACAUGUGUGCAUGAAAAUUGAAUCAAACGUACGUAGCAAGUAGGCAAACUUAACUAUUAAUAAAAUUAUAACAUUGCACUGAUACAGAUACAUCAAUAUUGUAUAUCAUUAUUCUUAUAACUCGGAAGUUAUCUCUAAGAAAAACAUAACAAGAAUUUUGACUUUGAUUCUUUUUUUUAAAGGACAGAUGAAAUAUCUUUAAGUACAACCACGUUCAGAGUGAAUAGAAAAACAUAGAAAAUACAUUGACUUGACAGAUGAUACGUGUGUCGUUGUCAGUUGUCGUGGAUCUUUUAUGUAUUUCAAGAUUGAUACGUUAUCCUGCAACAUGUAUGCAUUGCACGCACUGCAUCAAAUAAAUUGUAUCUCUUAAUUUCAUUAUUCAGACUCUCCUGACGUUUCUAGUUUGACAUUUGCUAGGAAUGGACGCAUAUUACGAUAAGAUCGUACGAUACUCCAUGAUGAAACGCUUGUCGCCUUAUCUGUGCAUUUGCUGGCUCGUAUUCGUGACGUUUCAUGGCCAGCAAGUUUGUGUCGCUUAUCAAAGUACGCAUUUUCUAUAUAAUUUCGAUAGUUAUCAUACGCCCGCCGCUGAUCUACCGGAUGAUCGCCAACUCGUGAUACCACGGAGGGUCAGAUCGGAUGGAAGUUUCGUUUCUCAUCAGAUACCGCAUUACUUUGAGCGCACCUCUCACCGAAAUCAGACGGCAUCCGACAAUUUCGUCCACUACCGUCUGCAUAUUGAUCAUGAGGAAUAUCAUAUUGAACUCUAUCCGAAUGAUCAGCUGAUCGGGCCCGGUGCGGUGGUUGAGGAACGUCGAGACUCGCAGAAGUUUUUAGAUAGCAUGCGGCUGAAGCGAUUACACGAUAUGCAAUGCCAUUAUCGGGCCCGUGUACGCAAUCAAACGGGAAACAGCGCUCUAUCCACCUGUUACGGACUUGUCGGAUAUAUUAAAACGAAGCAUGCGUGGUACAUGAUCGAGCCGGUAGCGGGACAUAAUCUUACGAAGAAAACGGAGCAACCGCAUAUCGUGUACAAGAGGAGCCCGGACGAGUUUCAGACCUCCGAGAUCGCGCGGGAUCUCUGCAACGUCGUGGACGAUACGUCCAGGAUCAUUGCCAAGCGUGCUUUGAAUCCACGGAAGAGGGUGUUCGCGAAACGAAAUGAGAGCAAACCGUACACGGUGGAAUUGCUAGUAGUAUUGGACAAGACUCUGUUGAAUCAUCACCGAGAAUUCGAUAUCGAGAAUUACGUUCUGACACUCUUUAAUAUAGCAGCAGGACUGUUUCACGAUGCUAGUUUAGGUAUGCACGUACAGCUAACCAUCGUGCGGAUUAUACGAUUAGAGGUGGAGGAAGACGAGAUGAAUUUAUCGAUAAAUCGGGACGCGGAUACAACGCUGAGGCAUUUCCAGGAGUGGCAGCGGACCAUGAAUCCCGGCGAUGAUACCCAUCCAAAUCACCACGACUGCGCGAUUCUCAUUAGCAAGUUGGAUAUCUGCGUCUCGCGUAGUCUCUGCGGCUUCACCGGUACAUCCACGAUCGCUGGUACGUGUGAUCCUUUGAGGGGCGCGGUCAUUGUGAGAGACGCCGGUCUGCCAACCGGUUAUCAUAUAGCUCAUCAGAUAGGCCACACCUUGGGUAUGUCCCACGACGUGGCGCGGGAAAACGGCUGCCCCGGUAUAGUUCAUCACGGGGACGAAUACGUGGAGGUCACCGUUAUGCACCCCGGCGACAUGUACAUCACGAAAAAAUGGUCCGAGUGCUCGCGGCGCUACCUGAGCUCGUACAUCGAGCAGGGUCUGGCGUUCUGUUUGGAGGACGAACCCCAGGAUCAUCACUUCCCAGCCAUCGAGAUGCUGCCGGGCGUGAUGUACAACGGCGACGAUCAAUGUCGUUUACGGUAUCGGCCAGAUGCUCGACAAUGUGACAUGGGAAUCACCUGUGAAGCUCUAAGGUGCGCUAUUCCAGGCCGCGGUUGCGUGUCCGAGAGGAAGCCACCUGCGGAGGGCACCCCGUGCGGCGAAAAGAGGUGGUGCUACCAAAUGAAGUGUCUGAUGAUAGGAGAACGACCUGGAGUCAUCGACGGCGGUUGGGGCACUUGGUCACCCUGGAGCAGAUGUUCUCGGACCUGCGGUUCCGGUGUGGCUUAUGCUAUAAGAAGAUGCGACCGACCAUCCCCUUCCGGAGGCGGCGUUUAUUGCAUCGGCGAACGGAAACGUCACAAGAUCUGCGCCACGAAUCCCUGUGAAAUCAGCGCGUCCUCGUUUCGUGACGUGCAAUGUGCUGAAUUCAAUGACUGGGUGUUCCCGGAGGACGGAAAGGUUCAUCGCUGGAUGGCAUAUAAUCUACCGGAGGAUUUGAGAACGUCCGAAAACCCCUGCGCGCUUUACUGCGUAAGCGAGACUAACCUGGUGACUUCUCUGAGACCAAAGGUGGUAGACGGUACCACGUGCUACAGAGGUAUACGUGAUAUUUGCGUCGGGGGUGUGUGCCGAGAGAUACCCUGCGAUCUGAAUAUGGAGUCCAAUGCCGUCGAAGACGUUUGCGGCGUUUGCCGAGGCGAUAGCACGUCAUGCAUGUUGAAGCAAGGAACAGCAUCGUUUUCAGUCCAACACUGGCUCAGGAAAGUGACGGACGUGCCGGCCGGCUCCAGGAAUAUCCGUGUCGAGGAAACGGAACCGACCAAAUCAAGAAUCGUGGUGCGCACCAAGAGCACGAAAACCGUGCUGAUUGACGGUAACCGUCUAGGAAUGUUCGACGUGCCAGGCUCCAAGGCGUGGCUGGGAAUGAUAAGGCCGAGGCAGGAAGCUUUGAACAUACCGGGACCCGUCACCGAAGACUUGGUUAUAUUGGUCUUGCCAAAGGAGAACGUCACGUUGAAAUACUCGUUAGGAUUGAAGCAACGGACGCCGCGCAGAUCCGUGUUCCUCUGGGACUUCAUCGACUGGGAGAAAUGCUCGGCCGGUUGCGGCCCGGGAGAGCAGACAUCGAAACCACAUUGCAUCGAGAAAAUCGGCGGACUCGUGGACGAUAAAUUCUGCAGAAACAUCAGCAAGCCAGAUGCAAAGGUCAGACCGUGCAAUCAGGCUCCCUGCAUACCGAGGUGGAUCAUUGGCGACUGGCAAGGUUGUGCGCCGUGCACGCCCGGCUGCGAGAGGACACGCGCUGUCAAAUGUGUGCGACCCGUCGGCCGUGGCGAGCAGGAUGUCGACGUGAUCGAGGACAGCCAUUGCCAAGGACCGAAGCCGAGGGAGACGGAGCCCUGCGAGGUCGCACGACGAAGACGGGAGGACGGGAGUGGUGGCAAACGACGGCAUAUAUUUUCUGCCUCCGCUCGCUCGAGCGCUCUAACACGACAAAACGACUUCAUCGAGGCGGCUGGUGGGUCUGUUAAGAUGGCUUUAAACAGCGACGGCGAUGUCGCGGAGGAUCGACGUUCGAGCUCCCGUCUCUCGCGAGCAAGACGUAUCGGAGACGUAUGCGAUUCCUCCAAUUCGAUCAACACCGGUGACGUGAAUGCGCUUCCGAAUGUGACGGUGAACUUAAUUCCGCCGGAUGGCUCGACUCGUGAUUCCUAUGAGAUUCGUCGCAGCGACCGUUCUCAGAUGGAUAAGAGAUCGAACGAUGGGAGUGACAAUCGGCAAAAUGACAGGCGGGUAGAAAGGACUGAUAGGAUCAAGAAAGGCGAGCUGGUGAUCGAUAAGGAGGGCACUCGCAAUCUGACGCUCACGAUUAUUCUAGAGCGCGACGAGAGGAAUGCCGUCGUGAAUUUUCCGAGAGAUUUUCAACCCCGGCCGCCGGAAAACGGCACGGAAUUCACGCUAAUCGGCAUGGACGCGCUUCGGUACAUACAGAGAAUUCAGGAAGAGGCACGUGGAGCCUUUCGCGAGCGACGCGUUUGAUGAACGGAGGAUCGACAACAACAAAUAAUCAAGAGAGAAGAUUCAGAGACAAGCGGAAAAGAAUAAUAAAGAAUUAAUUUUCGCACGUGAAACGUA
Molecule: messenger RNA, 4166 nt
Organism: Ooceraea biroi (clonal raider ant)
Lineage: Eukaryota; Metazoa; Arthropoda; Insecta; Hymenoptera; Formicidae
Product: A disintegrin and metalloproteinase with thrombospondin motifs 7
Biological process (GO): proteolysis; extracellular matrix organization
Cellular component (GO): extracellular matrix
Molecular function (GO): metalloendopeptidase activity
Source: RefSeq, a predicted model, not a curated record